GUGGAUGCCGUCACUUCCGGCGGCGUGGUGCAGUCUGGGAUGGUGUUGUCAUGUCAGCGAGGAGCCAGCGGCGCUGAUGUUGUCGCCGCUCGCCGCUGCGGGCGAGAGAGGAGGAAGGGAGGAAGGAAGGAGCUAGUUUGAUGUGUCAGCCUGAGGAGACGGAUCGCGACUGCUCUCUGGGGUCGGGGAAAAGGAUCGGAUCGGCUUGGCUGCUUGACAGGGGGCCCAGGGCAGGAGCGCAGCGCGGCAGCCGGGACCCGGGACCCGCCGCCGACAUGAACCGGUUCCGCAAGUGGCUCUACAAGCCCAAGAGAUCAGACCCGCAACUGCUUGCACAGUUCUACUAUGCAGACGAAGAGCUAAAUCAGGUUGCGGCUGAACUGGAUAGCUUGGAUGGCCGCAAGGACCCACAAAGGUGUACGCUGCUCGUCAACCAGUUCCGCUCCUGCCAGGAUAAUGUGUUAAAUAUAAUAAACCAGAUCAUGCAGGAAUGCAUCCCAAACGAACGAGCAAAUCGGGAUUUCUGUGUAAAGUUUCCAGAGGAAAUACGGCAUGAUAAUCUCGGAGGACAGCUUUGGUUUGGAGCUGAGUGUUUAGCAGCUGGUUCAAUUAUCAUGAACCGUGAAAUAGAGAGCAUGGCAAUGCGACCCUUGGCCAAAGAUUUAACCCGCAGCCUAGAAGAAGUACGAAAUGUUAUCCGUGACCAGUGCCUGAGAGACUUGAAUGCCUAUACUGACAAAAUGAAGGAAUCCCUCAAACAAUUUGAUGGCUUGUUUGCAGAGUUUGAACUAUGUUAUGUCUCUGCCAUGGUACCUGUGAAAUCUCCUAAAGAGUAUUAUGUACAGCAAGAAGUCAUUGUUCUCUUCUGUGAAACAGUUGAAAGGGCCUUAAAGCUUGGAUACCUCACACAAGAUUUGAUUGAUGACUAUGAGCCAGCAUUAAUGUUUACAAUUCCUCGACUGGCCAUAAUCUGUGGUUUAUUGGUUUUUCCUGAGGGGCCUUUGAAUUUGGAACGCAAGCCAGAGGAUAUGUCCGAUUUAUUUCGACCAUUUCGCACUUUGCUGCAAAAAAUAAGGGAUCUCUUGCAGACCUUAACGGAGGAUGAACUCCACACGCUUGAACGAAACCUCUGCAUAUCCCAGGAAGGCGAAUUUACAGUCAAUCCAAAAAUCCGCUCUGCCAUCCCUCCUGAAGUUCCCGAAAAACUUGCACAAGAUCAACUUAGUGUAAAAGCUGAAAAUACGGAAGCUGAACUUGCUUGUUCCAUGCAGUAUGACGAGGAGGAGCUGGAGCAACUUAACCUCAUGGUCCACAGGGUAGGAGACGAAAUGUCCUGUCUCCUCUCCCCACCAAGCGUGUGCCAGUCACCAGCUCACAAGCCCGUGUUGAGACACAUCUCCAAACCAGGGGACUCCACCAACUCCACGCUGCUCCAACUCUCUAGGGUACGGCAUGAAGCAGAGGAAGAGGAACGAGUGUUUUUCAUGGAUGAUUUGGACGGAGCAGCCGAGGACUUGGCCAGAACUGCUGAACCUGGAGAAACGAUCGCUGGGACGGUUGAUUCUUGCCCACCUCGUCAGGAGGGCAAGUCGCCCCUCUGUGGAGAAGAGGCGAGGAAGAGUCGCAGUGAGGAAACCGUGCAAGCAAGAGAGGUACGGCACAGACCAAGCAAUAACGAUUCACUACCUCUGCAAGGGCAAGCCAGCCAGAAGGGAAGUAACCCAGAAAUGUGUUGUAACUGUGCGGAAUCAAUGGAACCCAGUUCUUACGUCAACGGUUGGAAUGCAGGGACUGAUGAUGUGCAGCCCAGCGAAACUGCAGAAAAAAUAGCUCAUAGGACUGGCGGAAUGAAAAUUUCCGCAACUGUUAUCUUUAACCCCAAAUCCCAGUGCGCGUCUUGUUCAGCUGAAGCAGAGUGUGCAAUAACUUGCGAUUCUGGCAGCUGCCAAAUUUCUUCAGAGGAGUCUUCAAAUCAAAGCAACACCGAUGUGAAAAAUGGAGUAAGUGUUUGUCCACACUGCACUGCCCCUCCGGACAGUAGAGUUGACAAUGACUUUUUAGAUUCCGGAGACUCCGAGAUAUGUGGCCAUCAUAAAAUGAACUGUACCUCAGCUUCACAGGAGAAGGAGGAAAAUGAGAGCACUAGCGUGUCACAGAGAGAAGGAGCCAUCGAUGAACAGGAGCGUACAAAUUUAAAAUGCACGUGUCUGACACAAUCCUCAGGAAAACAAACAGAAGGAGAGCAGCAAACAGAACUGAACAUCUGUCGCCAUCUGGGAAAGAUAGAAAACAGCAUGCAGCCAAAUGGAGGCAAGGACAAUGCUAAAGUAUCUGUGGUAAAUGAUGAAUCGGAGCUUGAUGGAAACAUACAUAGUGUAACUAACCUGUUGGAAGACAACAUAUCCGAGCAAAGUUUUCAAGAUCUCAUCCAAGAUUCCCCCAUCAGCUCCAUAUCCAGCAGUGACUGUGGGAGUGUGUCUGUCACAACCUGUAGUCUUUCCAGCACGUAUACUCCAAGUCCAGUGGGCAGUCUAACGACAAGUUCCUACACCUCUGAGGAUGUCGAUCAUGAAGAGAUUCAGCUUGCGCUACUGGCUGCCAAGAUUGCCACCAGAGAGAAGAUCCGGGCCCGUUUCCACAGCAGCAGUGAUCUUAUUCACAGGCUCUUUGUGUGCAUUGCAGGCGUUGCUGAUCAGCUGCAAACGAACUAUGCAAGUGACCUGCGAAGUAUCCUUAAAACCUUGUUCGAGGUCAUGGCGACCAAGUUAGAAUAUGAAAGCAGUGGGACUGAAAAGAAAGGUGACCAGACAUUGAGAAGUCCUGUUCUUGAAGACUGCGCAUUGUGUCGAGAAAGCAUUUCUUCUUCUGAACUUGCUGACAAGGCAAGAGAUGAGGAACUUGAAGAUCCUCCAGAAUGGGUUCCGGAUGAAGUCUGCAGCUUCUGUACGGCGUGCAAGGCUCCGUUCACUGUGAUCCGCAGGAAGCAUCAUUGCAGAAGUUGUGGAAAGAUCUUCUGCUCACGUUGCUCUUCUCAUUCUGCUCCGUUACCUCGAUAUGGCCAGAUGAAACCAGUCAGAGUCUGCACCCAUUGCUACAUGUUCCACGUGACUCCCUUCUACAGCGACAGAGCUGACAUUUGAUAACUAUCGAGUGAGCUGCCUGGUUCUGGCACACGUAGACUAUUCCUUCAUGGUCGCAACGGUUGUGGGAUGUCACUAAUUAGACCGGUUGGCAUUUUAUUUUUGUUUGGAAUGGAAAUUCGAUGAGCCUUUUUUUUUGACAGUCAUGCAAGUUAGAAUCUCUCUAAGGGAAAUAUUAUCUCCCGAUCAAAAUGUUUGUACUGACUUUUGAUAAUGCGCUGCUACAGGGAAGUACUGAGCCUCCAUGGCUGUUCGGCUACGGUACAGUCUUCCAUCAAUUUAUAUCAGGACAUGAUUAUGUCGUAACCUUAAGGAGACUGGUGCGGAGAGCUCUUUGGACGACCUGGGAUAUGAAAUUUCCUGCGUUCCUACUUGUGUGCUAAAGAUUGUUCAUAUUGUUGUAAUUAUUACCUAAUCAUGAUUUCUGUCUCUGGGAAUUUUAACUGUGCUGCUUAAGCAAGUUAAUGGUCUUACUUGUUCAGCAGCAAUGCUGUUCCUACUUGGGUAGCUUUUAGCAGAAACCUAUGUUGGACAAGAUGUGAUUCAUUUUCUCAAACAUUCCUGUUGGGUUUGGCAGUAGAUUUUAAAUAUCCUUUUUUUCCUUUUGCUGAGCAGGUGAUGUGUGACAACUUGAAGGUGGUGAACAGAUGCCCACAGUGUUAAUGUGAGGAUGUUGACCAGAUAUCACUCAGUGGUUGAUCUUCAACAGAUACCACUCUGGUUGGUGAUCUUCACCAGAUAUCAGUCGGUGGAUGGUGAUGUUAACCAAAUAUCGCUCUGGUUGGUGAUGUGGAUAUCACUUGGGGGUGGUGGGUGAUGUUGACUAGAUAUCACUCUGGUUGGUGAUCUUCACCAGAUGUCACACUGUGGAUGUUCUUCACCACAUAUCACUCUGCUUGGUGGCGUUGACCAUAUAUUCACACAAUGGUGGUAUUGCUCAAGCAAGCCCAGUUGGACAUAUUUCCUGUCUCCAGGACCAGAAUAAUUUAAGUACGGUUAAAAAUCAGAUGUAUGUCCAUGAAUAGGAAACCAGCCUCUGUGUGUCCAGAAUUAACGGUUUACCUGGCAGAACUAAAAAGUGUAUGUGCACACAAUUCCAGAGUUUACAUGCAAGAAACAGACGCCUGGAGGAACUCAGCAAGUUCGGCAGUAUCUGUGCAAAUGGACAAACAAGGUUUUGAGUUGGGACCCUUCUUCAAACAAGAAGGGUUCAUUUCCGUCCAUAAAUGCUGUCUGACCCGCUGAAUUCCUUCAGUAGACUGUGUAUUGUCAAGAUUCCAGCAUCUGCAGUCUCCUGUGUCUCCAAGAUUUACAUAUUGUUUUUGAUAAUUGGUACUCAAAAUGGCUGUGGUUUAACAGCCUAAUCUCAACAGUUAAUCGGUAAAACCAUUAGUGAACGAGAUAUAGGCAGAGCAACUAACAUUCCCCCCCCCCCAAUACAAACGUCUCCCACUCCAACUUUAAGAUAGGUACGGUUGAACAAAUAAUGAUGCCACCUUUUUUCCUGGUCAUUGAAUAUCAACCAAGGAUUAAUGUUGUCAAGUGUUGCCUGUGAGCAUUGAACAGUGCCUUUUUUUCCAGUAUGCCAUAAGGCCUCUUGUUCUGCUCUGAGUCUCAGUUCACUCCACAUAUUAAAAUUAACCACCCUCCAAAUUAAUUCUGUAAACAACUUCCAUUGUAAAGCAAAAAAAGAUGUAAUAUUUGGCAUCAGACUAGUGUUGACUUCGCAACCAAAGAAUUUGUAUGAUCUAGUUACAAUUUAGCAAAACAAGAAUCAAUUUAUUACUAUUUAAAACUGAAAUCUUUGCAUAAGUCUAACAAUUGUGCGGCUGAUCUGAUUUGCAAGAAACUAACAUCAGCAGUUAAUUUAAAUUAAUGCCUGUGUUGGGAAAGAGUCAGAAAAAGAUCUCAUGUCUGGAGUCUGACGAAAGGUCCCCACCCUACACGUCACCGAUCCGUGUUCUCCAGAGAUGCUGCCUGACCAGCUGAGUUACUCUAGCACUUUGUAUCCUUUUGUGUGUUAAUCAGAAACUGCAGUUUGUUUGGCUCUACUACAAUGACUUUGUUUUGUAAACCAGUUCCUUAUUUCUAAUGUAAUCAAUACCUUGUAAAAUCUAUAGCAGAUAAUUCAAAUCUUUUCCAUAGUAUCUAACUCCUUUCCCAAACAUGUUUGUGUAUCUUGGCUAUGUCUUAUGUUGGGUGGAGAGCCGAGUGUAUGAAUCAUCAUAAUCAUACUUUAUUAGCCAAAUAUGUUUUGCAACAUAUGAGGUAUUUGAUUUGCCAUACAGUCAAACCAUUAAAAAGCAACAAAACACAAAAAAUACAUUUUCACAUGAACACCCACCACAGUGACUCCUCCACAUUCCUCACUGUGAUGGAAGGCGAAAAAAAGUUCAAUCUCGUCCCUUCUUUGUUCUGGUUCAGAAUCAUGGUUGCAGAAUUAUUGCAGUUGACUAAAAGCUAAUCAUUGAAUGAAGAUCUUUGGGAGAAGGAGGUAUUUCACUUCAGAUUUCCAGUGUCUGCAGUUUUUGUUUAAAUUUUAUUUUCACUUUAAACCUGUCCUUUAAAAUGUUGAGUGUAUUAUCCCAAAGCUUGAUAUGUUUCUGUAUUUCUGAUCUGGAUUGUAAAAUCAUAUAAUUAGGGGGAAUACUUUUGGCCCUUUAGUAUCUAAAAAAAGGUCCCAACACAACACAUCAUUCAUCCAUGUCCUCCAGAGAUGCUGCCUGACCCGCUGAGUUACUCCAGCACUUGCUGGGUUUUUUUUUCUCUCCCUGCAAUUCCUUGUGUCUUUCUUCACACUGGCAUACUGCAUCAUGAAAUUCCACUUGAGCAAAACACAAAGCGCUGGAGGAACUCAGCGAGUCAGGCAGCACCUGUGGAGGGAAUGGACUGACUAUGUUUCUGGGUCUUGAUCAGAAACGUCAUUUAGCCAUGUCCUCCAGAGAUGUUGCCUGACCUGCCGAGUUACUCCAACACUUUGUUUUCUGCGCAAAAAGUUCCUUGAGUCAAUCCUUAACUCUGCCUUACCCGCCAGUUUUGGAUUUAUCCUUUUUAUUUUGAAACGCUUGUACGGUUUCAUUUUAAAUGAUGGCCUUACUAUUAAUACUUGCUGUAAAACAUUCCAUGUUCUGCAAGCCUUCCUUGAAAAUAUUGCUAUUAACCUCUGACGUUUCUCAGGCAAUGCCGUUGUAUUAUCAACCACAUUCUCACUAUUUACACUCUUAAAUAGUGUGAACCUCAUUAAGAAACUUUCCCCUUCCUUAACGUUCCGUAGAGAACAGCACCAGGUUUGCCACCAGUCCUUCCUGCAAGACCUCUUAUUACUGGUGUCAAGUUCCCAAAUCUGUUGUACCUUUUAACAUAUGUCUUUCAGCCAAUAUCUUUCCCAAGUGAGUCAUUUUAAUCUCUUCUGUCUCACGAGCAUUCGUAGCAUUCCAGGUUUGACCCUGUCGCUGCUUACUGUAGUCAAAAACACUUGAGUGCUGCAGCUUUGUGUACCAGUGAUCUGCAUUGGAUCACAUUGUAGGCAGAGGCCAACCAUCUACUUCCAGACACAAUGAAAGUUACAGGAACCGAACAAGUGUAACUCACUGACUUCUGUGAGGUGCACAGGGAGGUUUGGACAAUGGUAAAUAGAUAAAUCCUGUCCCUCCAUCAAGUAGACUUGUCACUUCAGGCGGUGCAAUAAUUUCCCUUGGGAACCUAAUUACGGUAGUUGACAAAGCCAAUCAUUCCUUCUGCACCCGUUGCUCCUGCCCAGGGAACAACUAUUCUCUCUUCACUAGCUCUGUGGCAAACAUUCCAGCUCCAGCAUUAAUGAAGAGUGAGUAUUUUUUAAUAGAGACACAGCAUGGAAACAGGCCCUUCGUCCCACCAAGUUGAUCACCGGUUCACUCUAGUUGUAUGUAAUGCCGCUUUCUCAUCCACUCCCUGCACAUUGGGGACAAUUUUUAUAGAGGGCCAAUAAACCUACAACCCUGCACAUUCUUUGGAUGUGGAAGGAAACCCACGCGGUCACAGCGAAAAUGUGCAAACUCUUCACACAGGCGAGAACCCGAGGUUAGGAUCGAACCCGGGACAAUGGCGCCAUGAGGCUGUACUUGUGAAAGUCUCCACAAAGGUGCAAAUGCAGCAAUAACAGCCAGAAAACAGAACAAAGGGAGCUGAGGUGUUGAGUGGUGGUGCUGUUGACACACCUGGCAUCUUUUGUGUACCUUCCUUACUUCAGAUCAGAUCGAUACGAGCAGCAAGGCUUCAGCUUGCCCCCCCCCUUUGCCUUUAUUCCUGAACGCAUAAACGCCAACUCCCUCGCUAAGCUGCUGGCGAUGCACGUCUACCCGUUACUGUAGACAGUGGCGCGGCAGGUGGAACAGCGGAGGUUUGGGUGUGUAUUCUAAUAGCCCAGCGUGCCUCUGCUUACUGAAUGAAUGCUAUAGGAAAACCACCGUACGACCACACAUUGAUGCUAUGUGAAUCAAGCUUACAAUCUCAGGCUUCACUUGAAUACAUUGCAAUGCAUUUUUACCUUUUAGAGUGAAAAAAUAUUGUAACAUAGAGCUUUUUUAAAAGAAAAUGUACAAUAACUUUGAUUAUAAAAUGCACAAAAGUUUGGUUUUCUCUGUAUAAUUUGAAUUGUAUGUAAUGGAUUGUAAUCUAUUUAUUCCAAGGCUCUCUUUGGUCUCAUUUUGUAAAUGCUAUUACUAAGACAUUGGAUUAUAAUGCUGUAUGACUAAUCUAAAAUCUUAAAUAUAGUAGUUUCAUAUAUGGUACAAAUUAAAUAAAAUCCAGAGGACUUUGACGAAAAGCACAAAUAGUACAUUUCUGAUGAAUUACUUGCUCCUGGUGAACUGUAAGACCUGAAAUUGCUGACUUUUACCUCCUGUGUUUCAAUAAAAUGGUUGACAUUUUAUCUGGAUGUUUUCAGGUGGGAUUGUAAAUGUAAUAUUUUAGAUUAGUUUAAAGAUACAGCAUCGAAACAAACCCCUUGGCCCACCAAGUUCAUGCCAACCUUCGAUCACCCGUUCACAUUAGUUCUUUGUUAUCCCAGUUUCUCAUCCACUCCCUGUACAUUAAGGGCAAUUUUUGCAGAGGUUGAUUAACCUACAAAUCUGCACGUCCUUGGGGUGUGGAAGGAAACCGGAGCCCGUAGGAAACCCAUGCGGUCACACGGAGAACGUGGAAACUCCACACAGACAGCACCCAAAGUCGGAAUCAAACCUGGGUCUCUGGAGCUGGAGGCAGCGGCUCUACCAGCUGCGCCACUGCACCCACCCAUUAACCCUUUCUCAACAAAUCAAAAUAAAUUAAGACAGAAUCCUGUGUGCCUUCACUUUAAGCAGCUUGGUGUAAAUGCUCUCAUGGUCACUCACUCUCAAGUAAAACAUCCAGGAGAGUGAGUGCAGUCUCCAUCCUCCUGAGACUUGUACCUGACCUUUGUGCUGAAAGUACUGAUUGAAAGAUCACAUUUAUGUAAUGGUUGUGGAGGGAAAUGAAAAGCGUUUAAUUUAUCAUGGUUCCCCAGUGAGUGUCAAUUAAUGGAGCAUUAGAACUGCAAUUAGGGAGCUGACUGGCACUGAAAGGAAAUGUCACCUGUGGCUGCACACUCUUCUCUAUUGAGGUCAGGGAUUUUACAACCCUUGUAUGAUUCACCACUUCCUGAACCUUAUUUCACUUGAAGACAAAUAAUGGACGAGAUGGAGAGAGUUCCUGAGUUGUCAGUUCUAAGAUCAACCAGGGCCUUUGCUGUCACUGCAUUGAAGGUCUCAGGUAAGGAAAGGAAAGAACAGAAAUAUGUAGUUUAGUUUAUUGUCACGUGUAACGAGGAACAGUGAAAAGCUUAUUGUUGUGUGCUACCCACCCAGCGACAAGAUUAUACAUGACUACAAUCAAGCCUACAAUGUAUAGGCUUGAAUGUAUAUGUAUAGAUACAGGUAUGGAAUUGUCUUCAAAUUCUUUGUUGCCUGUUGAAAAACAUCCCCUGAUUCCAACCAUUGUUUUCACAAAUCUUAUUCUCUUUGGUAUUGAUUUAUUAUUGUCACGUGUCAUGAAAAUGGGAAGGCCUAUAAUGAAUCCUACAUUUAA
Messenger RNA from Leucoraja erinaceus (little skate), 9221 nucleotides. It is a transcript of the gene zfyve28, whose product is annotated as zinc finger, FYVE domain containing 28. The transcript is spliced from 14 exons. Gene Ontology annotation, biological process: negative regulation of epidermal growth factor-activated receptor activity. Lineage: Eukaryota; Metazoa; Chordata; Chondrichthyes; Rajiformes; Rajidae. Gene Ontology annotation, cellular component: early endosome membrane. Bases 141 to 3140 code for a protein of 999 amino acids. The record is from RefSeq and is a predicted model, not a curated record. Gene Ontology annotation, molecular function: metal ion binding.